This is a messenger RNA of Aspergillus niger, 1386 nucleotides long. RefSeq lists its product as uncharacterized. NCBI's taxonomy places the organism in Eukaryota, Fungi, Ascomycota, Eurotiomycetes, Eurotiales, Aspergillaceae. The record is from RefSeq and is a predicted model, not a curated record. Gene Ontology annotation, molecular function: Hsp70 protein binding. Gene Ontology annotation, biological process: protein refolding. Gene Ontology annotation, cellular component: cytoplasm. The coding region runs from base 1 to 1386 and encodes 461 amino acids. The transcript has 7 exons.
AUGUUGUCGAAAGCGGACGUUGACCUCUACGAGGUCUUGGGCAUUGACAAGAGUGCCGGCAAAGAUGAUAUCCGGAAGGCAUAUCGCAAGGCCGCUCUAGCAAAUCACCCCGACAAAGUCCCCGAAGCCGAAAGACAAGAUGCAGAGGUCCGAUUCAAGGCCGUGCAGGAAGCCUACGACAUCCUCUACGACGAAGAGAAGCGUGAGAUCUACGAUACCCAUGGAAUGGGCGCUUUCAACGGCUCCGGUGAACCGGGUAUGGGCGCGGGCCCUGAUUUGGAUGAUAUUCUUGCGCAGAUGUUCGGUGGUAUGGGAGGUAUGGGCGGCAUGGGCGGAAUGCCCGGUGGUCCGCAUGCGCGUAAGCCGCGCAAGAGCCCGGAUGAGGAGCAGAAGUAUGAGGUUCGCCUGGAGGAUCUGUACAAGGGCAAGACGGUCAAGUUUGCCAGCACGAAGAAUGUGAUUUGCUCUCUGUGUCAGGGCAAGGGUGGUAAGGAGAGGGCGACGGCCAGGAAGUGCUCCACUUGCGAUGGUGAAGGUUACAAGCAGAUUUUGCGCCCGAUGGGUCAGUUCCUGUCUCCGGCUAUGGUUCCCUGCCCUACCUGUAACGGAGCGGGUGACUACUUUGUCGACAAGGAUAAGUGCAAGAAGUGCAAGGGCAAGAAGACCACCGAGGCUAAGAAGUUGCUGGAGAUCUACAUCCCUCGCGGGGCGAGGGAAGGAGACAAGAUCAUCCUCGAGGGCGAGGCCGACCAGGUGCCGGGUCAGGAACCUGGAGAUAUCGUUUUCCACAUCGUGGAAGAGGAGCACGAGACUUUCCGAAGGGCUGCUGCCGAUCUGACGGCAACAAUCGAUGUUACGCUGGCCGAGGCUCUGACGGGCUUCUCCCGGGUGGUAGUCAAGCACCUUGACGGUCGCGGAAUCGAAAUUCAGCACCCCAAGACCCCAGGUGAGGUUCUGUAUCCGGGCCAGGUCCUGAAGGUGCCUGGUGAGGGUAUGCCCAUCAAGCGCAGCGAUGCCCGUGGUGACCUGUACCUGGUCGUCAACAUCAAGUUCCCCGACGGGAAAUGGAAGCCCAGCCCUGCUGUUCUGGAGCAACUCAAGGAACUGUUGCCCAAGCCGGAACCCCCUAUUCAGGCUGACACCGUGGACGAGGUAGAGUUCGACCCCAAGGGCAAUCUGGAUGACUUUGGGGCGCAUGACCCCGAGGGGGGUUCUGCAUGGGAGGAUGAUGAUGAGGACAAUAGACCUUGUGCAGAGAGCUCCCUAGUCCGAGCCAUGUAUCAAGUAGAAGCGAUUGAUAAUCUGUGGGUACCCGUGGGGAAGGCAAAAGCGAUGUGCGAUGAUUUACUAACUACCGGUAGAAUGAGUAGCAUAGAGUCUGACUAG